This is a messenger RNA of Dermacentor silvarum, 2190 nucleotides long. RefSeq names its product solute carrier organic anion transporter family member 4A1. The coding region runs from base 1 to 2190 and encodes 729 amino acids. Gene Ontology annotation, cellular component: membrane. Gene Ontology annotation, biological process: sodium-independent organic anion transport; transmembrane transport. The transcript is spliced from 11 exons. The record is from RefSeq and is a predicted model, not a curated record. Gene Ontology annotation, molecular function: protein binding. NCBI's taxonomy places the organism in Eukaryota, Metazoa, Arthropoda, Arachnida, Ixodida, Ixodidae.
AUGAUUCAGAGCAUGUUCAACCUGGCGUCGUGCAUCAUGAUAACGCCAGUGAGCUACCACGGGGGCGUCGGCCACAAGCCGGUCAUAAUGGGCAUCGGCGCGCUCGUCGUGUCCGCCGGCUCGAUGGUGUUCGCCUCCCCGCACUUCCUGGCGCCGCAAUACAUGGUGGUGGACAGCGGCGCCGCCGACGUGUGCCCACAGCGAGGUCCGGGACAGUGCGAAUCCUCGGCAUCGUCCGGCGUCACCACCAGCGCCAACUUCUUCAAGUACUUCUUCAUGGCGGGGCAUGCGCUGCAUGGCGUCGGCUCGUCGCCAUUUUUCACCCUAGGCGUGGCUUACCUGGACCAAAACACGCCAUCGGCCAGCGCAUCUAUUUAUAUGGGUAUUUUUUAUGCCACAUCCGUCCUGGGACCCGCCAUGGGAUUCCUCCUUGGCGGGUACUUCCUUUCAAUGUACACGGACAUAACCGCCGAUCACUCAAAGCUGGGCAUGGACUCAACAAGUAACAACUGGGUGGGCGCUUGGUGGCUUGGCUUCUUCGGUGCCUCCAUUGUCGCUUUCUUCACUGCCUUUCCCAUCGCCAGCUUUCCAAGGGCGCUACCGACCGCCAUAGAACGGGCGAAAGAUCUGUCGAGGCUGCAAAAGGAGAAGCGGAUGCAAUCCCUGAAGCAAGCGCCGAGCACAGCCAAUGCGCAAGCUGCGCCGGACGCCCAGACUACACCGGGUUCGCAGGCAGUGCCAGAUGUCCAGGCUACUACGCCGGCCUCCCAAGCUCUGUCUGAUGCCCAGGCUACUCAGGACACCCAGGCUACUCCGGGCUCGCAGGCUACGCUGGAUGCCAAAGGCGCGGCAAGCGCACAGAGAGCACCAGAACCCGGUGUCACGAGUGCCCCGCCCGAUAUGCAGAUCGCGUCGGAUGAGAAUACCGGGAAGGAGAAGAGGAGCUUCGCCAACCACGUCAAGAGGCUCAUAUCCAACCCGACCUUCGUCUGUCUCACGCUCGCCGCGAGCGCUGAAACAAUGAUCGCGUCAGGACUCACCGGAUUCGCAACAAAGAUCUUCAUCUCCAUGUUUGGCAUCUCGUCAAGCCGGGCUUCCAGCCUUCUAGGCAUUGUAUCAGUACCGAGUGCUUGCGGCGGAACUCUACUGGGAGGCUACUUCAUAACGAAGCUGAACGUCAAGUCGUCCACGAUCGUGCGCUACUGCGUCGUGCUGUCAUUCGUACCAUGGUUCACAAUCUUUGUCUUCAUGCACUCCUGCCCCAGCAACCAUAGGGCACUUGUCAACCUCACCUCUAUUGCUACCAAUGUCUACGGCCAGAAGCUCACCUUCGGCGAUCUCGAGCACAGCUGUAACGCGCACUGCAACUGCUCGCGCAUCGGUUACGACCCGGUGUGUGGGAGCGACAACUUCACCUACUACUCGCCCUGCAUUGCCGGGUGCGGUGACGUGAGAAACUUCAAGAGUACUAAGCUGUACAACCAGUGCACGUGUGUGAACGGUCCGACGCUGUUCAUGGCCGCCGAGAAAAAGAGCAACGAGACGGGCAACUACUACAUGGCCAAGCGUGACCCGUGUACCACUGACUGCCGCCUCAUCUUGGUCUACGCGAUCGCCAUAUUUGUCGCGCUCUUCUUCACUUUCCUGCUCAUCGUGCCCGCCCUUACGGCGCUGCUACGCUCGCUCGACGAGGACAUCAAGUCCACCGGCAUCGGCGUCAACUACGUCGCCAUCAGACUCUUGGGCACCAUCCCGGGCCCGAUAUUGUUCGGUCACCUUAUCGACCGCAGCUGCGUUCUGUGGCAAGGCACAUGCGAUGGUGGCUCGGGCGCCUGCGCCGUCUACGAGAACUCGGCCAUGGGCAUGAACCUGUUCCUCAUCAUGUUGGGCGUCAAGUCGGCGUCCAUAGUGUUCUUCUUUUGCGCCUCACUUAGCAGCAACACGGAGGUACGCUCAAGCAUUUCUGCAGCCCCGCAGCCAUCUUGUCAACCGACGCCUGGAGUGGCGCCUCUAGCUGAUGCGGCCGAAGACGACGCGCCCUGCAAGCAGCAAGGAUCGGGUGGUUCUCUUAACGCGGACACCGCCGGCAAGGAGGAAGCUAAGGAAGAGGGCAGUGACAAGAUGAAAGUGGCGCGCAGCGAACCCAGGGAUGAAGCAGCGAGCAAGGAGGACACCGUCUCCAGGGACUGA